Messenger RNA from Conger conger (European conger), 3484 nucleotides. Its product is annotated as ras GTPase-activating protein-binding protein 2-like. The transcript is spliced from 13 exons. Gene Ontology annotation, molecular function: mRNA binding. The record is from RefSeq and is a predicted model, not a curated record. Lineage: Eukaryota; Metazoa; Chordata; Actinopteri; Anguilliformes; Congridae. Gene Ontology annotation, cellular component: ribonucleoprotein complex; cytosol. Bases 168 to 1658 code for a protein of 496 amino acids.
GACGUUAGCUAAGUAGAUUUUUACCGUGUGGAGCUAGCUAACUUAGUGGAACAGUUAUGCCUUUGUGCUAGCUAGCACUAGCUAGCCAAGGUGUAGUUAGCUAGCCUUCGGUAACAUUUAAUGAUUACCCUUUAACAUCGCAACAAUUGUAACUCUUUACCAAAGAAAUGGUGAUGGAGAAGCCAAGCCCACUGCUUGUAGGGCGGGAGUUUGUGAGGCAGUAUUACACACUCUUAAACAAGGCACCCGAUUACUUACACAGGUUCUACGGUAAGAACUCCUCCUACGUCCAUAGUGGUCUGGAUGGCAGUGUGAAGCUGGAAGAGGCCGUGUUCGGGCAAGCUGAGAUCCACAGAAAGGUGAUGUCUCUGCAGUUCAGCGAGUGCCGCACUAAGAUCCGGCACGUGGAUGCCCACGCCACCCUCAGCGACAGUGUGGUGGUGCAGGUGAUGGGCGAGAUCUCCAACAGCGGCCAGCCCAUGAGGAGGUUCAUGCAGACAUUUGUGCUGGCUCCAGAGGGCUCUGUGGCGAACAAGUUCUACGUCCAUAACGACAUUUUCCGUUACGAGGACGAGGUCUUUGACGAUUCAGAGACCGAGCUUGAUGAAGAAUCAGAAGACGAGGUUGAAGAGGAGCAUGCGGAGAGGCCAGCCUCCCCUCAGAUCCUGCAGGACAGUCCCAGGAGCACCCCCUCCUAUGAGCCGCACCCUGCCAGCAACAGUGUUGAGGAGCUGCUGGAGGAGGAUGUUCCAGAGCCACAGCCUGAACUGGAACCAGAGCAGACCAACGAGGAAGUGCCGCCUGAAACCAGAGCAGAGGAGAAGGUUCCGGAAGAACUAGAGGAGACGGUGACCCCUGUUCCAGCAGAGCCUGUCAUAGUUGUGCAGGAGCCAGUAAAGCCUUUCUCCUGGGCUUCAGUGACCAGUAAAAAUCUUCCUCCAAGUGGCAUGGUUCCUGCUGUGGUCCCACACCAUGUUGCUAAAGCUCGAAGCUCACAGACCAGAGGGGAGAUGAAACGUGAGGCUACUCCCUUCCGCACCCAAGACCAGCGUCCCCGACCUGGCUUUGCACCGCGCGGCUCCAGAUCUGAUGGCGGGACGCCUUCAGAGGCCAGAAAACCCCAGUUCAGCUUCCUGAGCAGAGGGAGAGGAGACUCGGAAGCGGGCGAUGGGGACGGCAGGAGGCCAGCGAGGCAUCCCGACAGCCACCAGCUGUUUGUGGGAAACCUGCCUCAUGACAUCGACGAGACGGAACUCAAGGACUUCUUCAUGACUUUUGGAAAUGUUGUCGAGCUCCGUAUAAACACAAAGGCAUUGGGAGGGAGGCUUCCCAACUUUGGAUUUGUGGUAUUUGAUCAGUCGGACCCAGUGCAGAAAAUCCUGGAUUCCAAGCCACUGAUGUUCAAUGGGGAGGUGCGGCUGAAUGUUGAGGAGAAGAAAGCGCGGUCCCCACGAGACAGGGAAGCCCGGGUCGGGGACGAGCGGUGGGACGUUCGCCGUGGCGACCGGGCCUCUGGGGGUCCCCGGGGCCCUUUGGGAAGUGGCACCAGGGACAGGAGGGCCCCCCCUUCACGGGGCGGGGUUUCUCCAAAGCCCGGCCUAAAUUCAGGGAGAGGAGCUGGCCCAGGCGAGAGCCGUUUCACCACACAGCGCCACUGACCACGCCACCUGCAUUUUGGGAGGACUAUGAAAAGGCCUUCCCUGUCCUCUCAAACUCGACAUGUCAACAGCAGAUACCUUUUCUUUCUUUUUUUUUGGCUUUGGAACACAACAUGACCUGAGGAAAAUGAACACUUUUGUUUACCAGCUUUGAGCUGAUACUCCUGGUUUCCCAAGAGUUUGCUCAUAUCUCAUUUGUGAUUUAACUAAAUGGACCAAGAAGGAACUUUAGCGUCUGUAUAGGACAGAUGCAGCAGUCAUAAGAAGAUCAUUGGUCGCAUGGCCGUGAUUUCAUGAAGGGAUUAAAUCUACAGCCUCAUGUUACUGAGGGGGCUAUUUUAAGAAUCCCUCAAUUUGCACAUUUUAUAUAAUUUCUGCCCAGUACCGUCAGAAGCAAGAGGUGCAAACUGUGUGCAAUUGGGGGAGAAAGAAAAUCCUCUUAUGCGCAUUGCUUAAAACAAAUUGUAUUAUUGCACUUAUCAGUUUGCACUAACAGGUACUUUUCUUAUUACAUCAGCAUGGUUGGGAUCAGUCUUCGCACCAUACCUAGUAGGCUGCUGUGACCAAAUUGCAUCCUUGACCCUUGAUGGUUUCAGUCGCUGUUGGGCAGUAACUGUGAGCAUAUUUUCCCUUGUUAAAUAAUGAGAAACACUGGAAAUGAAAGCUAAACAUUAGAUGAGUGACAGGGACUGACUCACCAAAAGCAAAAGCUUGUCAAAAGCAUUAUGGUGCCUUCAGUCGUGUGCGUGUGCGUGUGCGUGUGUACACUUACUGCUCAGUAUCUUUCAGAGGUUUUUUGAGAAUUUAUUUUUGCUUUCAUACUUGAGUUUAAUGUGCUAACUGCAUCUUUGAAUGGUUUCAAAAUGGUGCCUGAAUUGACAACCAAUAAACAAGGACUGUAUCACCUCCAUUGCAGAUGUAACAGAAUAUUUAUCAGGUUGGGAACAUAAUCCUUUAAGGAAGGGACUGCUUGUGAGCUGUAAACCAGUGAAAGAUGGCACUGGUUUUGUAUUGCUUUUUUCUGCAGAUUUCAGUUACAGUGGUGCACCUUUCAUUCUAGCUGUUUGCCUUUCUAUGCCAGUAUUUGCUGCACCGGGAAUCCUGUUGGCAUUCUGCUGAUGGGACUGCAUUAUCUGACGCCUAUGGUUUUCAGCUCAUCUGAAACUCUUUGACAUUUGUUUACACACAACUGCUACUGUUGUCAUAGGCUUGAAGUCCCGCCCCCCACCCCCCACACACACACACUCCCUCCUGCCCACUUCUGGUUGCUAUAACCCUACCAUCCACUUCCUGAGGUAGUGUAAGAACAAUUUAUUUCUCCCAAAAUAAGAAUGUGGACAAAUGUCACCUGUUCCUUUUCUUUCCUUUUCUUUGUCAUUUCGAUUGACCUGAAGUUGAGUUCCAUUUUUGAGUAAUAAGUCAGUGUUAUGAAUCUUCCAUAUCAGUACUUUAAUUCCUUAUCACAUGUGCAUCAACACAACCCCCAGUGCCUAGAUGCUCAUCACAAUUUCUACCCCAAGUCCGACUUCUGGAUUCCUGUGUUUGAAGGAAGACAUUUCUGAUUCCAGAUAUGGACAACCUUCACACUACCAUUUUAUUUCUACAUUAGUAAUCACUGUGAAAAUGGAGUUUUUUUCAUAAUUCUCUCAAGAAAACACACUUUGGUGCCAAUAUUAGGGAAAAACUAUAGGCCUAUAUACAAACUAUUCAGAUUGAUUGGUGGUACAUGAAUAUGGUCCACUGUACAGGGUUCUACAAAAUAUAUUGUACUGUUUCUGCAACAAACAUAAAUUGCCAUUUAAUAAAUGAUUCAUAUGAAAUUGUCA